UUGAAGACAAUGAUCCAUUUUAAAACACACAUUAUUGUCCAAUAGUUUAAAACUGUCAGUCAAAUUUUGCUUACUAGUGUAUUUUAUUAUUAUUUUUUUCAGAUAAUAUUAGUGCUUGGUCUGCCAUCGAGGUGACAAAACAGAAUUUAGUUUAAAUGAACAAGAUGAACGAAAUACCAAGCCCUGAGCUUCUGGACCAAUUCGAAUGUAAGGUUUGCUACAACUACUUGUUCCCUCCAAUUCGAAUGUGCGAAAAUGGUCACAACUUUUGCAACAACUGCUUCACCCUGACUCACCUCUGCCCGUACUGUCGGGGUCAAAAAUUGGACGACCACAACUUCAAACUGGAGAAAGCAGUAAAGUUGUUCAGCUUUCCUUGCUCAAACAAAGACGAAGGUUGUGGGUUUAUAGGUGUACCAGAAGAAGUUGUCUCUCACUUGAAAGCAUGCGACUACACCAUAAUAAAUUGUCCGUUUUCUGUGUACCCCAUAACAACCUGCAAUUGGAAAGGAAAUGCUCGCCUUCUCUUAAGUCACUGCAGGCAACAUCACUCGGAGAACGUUCGCAGCAGAGACACCCACAUAUCCAUACAAUACGAAGACGGAGCCUGUGUACAAAUUAUACACGACGAAACGGAAGAACCCAAAGGAUUAUUGAUUUUAAGCAUCAUCAAAUUCACCAGAGCAAGAUAUUUUCAGAUGCACUCGUUGUUUGAUAGGAAGGCUGGCUUUAAAAUUUCUUUGCGCACUUACAAGAACUCGGAAGUUCUGAGGUGCGAAAGUGUCAGCAGGGAUUAUUCGUAUUUUAGAGACGAUUGGCGGGACUUGAAGAAUUGUCUCGUGUUUCCAAGGAAUUUGGUUCCUAAUCCUCAGUUUAAACUAUCAUUUAGAUAAUGUAGUUUCGCUGAAAUGACUUCUACAAAUGUAGUAUAUAUUUGACAAACAAAAUAAUAUUUUAUAGUAUUAUAUUUUAUAAAAUAAAGAUGUUUUCUUAA
Molecule: messenger RNA, 994 nt
Organism: Aethina tumida (small hive beetle)
Lineage: Eukaryota; Metazoa; Arthropoda; Insecta; Coleoptera; Nitidulidae
Exons: 2
Coding region: 156-893 (245 amino acids)
Biological process (GO): proteasome-mediated ubiquitin-dependent protein catabolic process; multicellular organism development
Cellular component (GO): cytoplasm
Molecular function (GO): ubiquitin protein ligase activity; zinc ion binding; ubiquitin conjugating enzyme binding
Source: RefSeq, a predicted model, not a curated record